Molecule: messenger RNA, 435 nt
Organism: Pedinophyceae sp. YPF-701
Lineage: Eukaryota; Viridiplantae; Chlorophyta; Pedinophyceae
Source: the annotation of a GenBank genome assembly
AUGGUGCGGGGGUCGGCCGCGGCGCGCGCGGGCGUGAAGGAUAUCGUAGAUGGCGUGAAGAGCUUCUUCCGGCCUCCGUGGAAGAACACGGGCCCGCCGGCGUCGCCAGAGUGGAAGGAGGCGGUGCCCGACGCCAAAAGCUACCGCGCUGUGGCCCCCGGCAACCAAGCCGUGGCCCAGGUGCCCUGGGCGGAGCCCGAGAACAUCUACGACAUCAAGUACUUCCCCCGCGACAAGCGGCGGUGGGGCUCCGCGGGCGGUCUCAAGGUCACCGCGACGCAGGUGCGGUCGCUGCGCGAGGGCACGGCGGGCCAGGACAUUCCCGGGGGCACCGUCAACACGCGCGGCUACCCUUUCUCGAAGCCGAGCGCGCCCCCGCUCAGCUGGAUGGCCAGGCGCAGCACCGAGGAUCAGCACAACAACGGGUACACGUGA